UAUGAGAGCUAUGGGGUUUCAAGAGAUAUCAUUAUCAUUCUUCACCUUCACUCUUUUUCUUCUAAUCACCCUCUUCCCUUCAAUCUCAUCUUCUCAGCCAAAACCUGUGGAUUCCCAUGGAUUGGUGUUUCUAAAAAACCUUAUUGGAUGCAAGAAAGGUGACAAAGUGGAAGGAAUUCACCAAAUGAAGAAAUAUCUUCAUCAUUUUGGCUACUUGAAUGAUGUUCAUAUUCAUUCUAAAUCUAAUGAGGAUGAGUUCGACGAGAUCCUAGAGUCUGCUAUCAAAACGUACCAAAUCAACUACAACCUCAAGGCCACAGGAACUCUCGAUAACACGACGUUGGCUCAAAUUUUGAAAUCUCGAUGUGGGGUUGCGGAUAUUAUCAACGGCAAGACGAGGAUGAAAUCAGGAACCAAAGUGGUGAAUCAACAUAGAAAAAUAAGUGGUCCUUUCCAUGAAGUUUCUCACUUUGCUUUCUUUGAAGGAAGCCUUAAAUGGCCUGAUUCCAAAUCCCACCUUACUUACGGAUUCCUCCCAAAAACUCCAUCAAAGGCGGUAGAUCCGGUGAGUCGAGCAUUUAGGACGUGGGCUGCAAACACUCACUUCAGCUUCUCCCAAGAAUCUGAUUAUGAAAGUGCAGACAUCAAAAUAAGUUUUGAAAGGGGUGACCAUGGAGAUGGCUCUCCCUUUGACAGUGUUGGAGGAGUGUUAGCUCAUGCUUUUGCCCCCACAGAUGGGCGAUUACAUUUCGAUGCCGUCGAGCAUUGGGCCAUCGGCGCCGUACCUAAUUCCUACGAUGUGGAGACGGUGGCGCUGCAUGAGAUCGGACACCUUCUCGGCCUUUAUCACAGCUCUGUCGAAGGAGCGAUUAUGUGGCCGUCGAUCAUGGGAGGAACUACCAAGGGUUUACAUGCUGAUGAUAUUGAAGGCAUUAAGGCUUUAUACACUUCUACUUCUUGAGUUACUAUUGACUUUAAUUUAGUAUUACACUUCUAAAUUAGUUCUUUCUUCACUUAUAAUUCAUUUAUAUAGUUAAUUUUAUUUGUUGUAAUGAGAGUUGUCAAGUUUUAUUAUUUUAGUUAUCAAAACAAUUGUUACAUACGUAAUUGUUUUGAUCAAUU
Messenger RNA from Benincasa hispida (wax gourd), 1122 nucleotides. RefSeq names its product metalloendoproteinase 2-MMP-like. NCBI's taxonomy places the organism in Eukaryota, Viridiplantae, Streptophyta, Magnoliopsida, Cucurbitales, Cucurbitaceae. Gene Ontology annotation, biological process: proteolysis; collagen catabolic process; extracellular matrix organization. Gene Ontology annotation, molecular function: zinc ion binding; metalloendopeptidase activity. Gene Ontology annotation, cellular component: extracellular matrix. The record is from RefSeq and is a predicted model, not a curated record.